UUAUUGUAUUCUCCCUUUGCGAUAUUGGGCUAUUCUAAAAGGUCAGAAGGUUACAAACAUGGUUGCCAUUGGACAAACUUUUCUGUCGUGAGAUUUUUAAGUCCGCAGUUUUGCUCGUAGAGGCUACGGCGUGAGUGUAUUUAACAGUAUGAGUGACCGCUUGACCAGUGCCGGCUGUGGUGUGGAGGUGUGUCUGACCAGUGAGUCUGGGAAGGAAGAGGCUUCAGUUCCACACUGCCCUCAUGGACCCACUUUGCUGUUUGAGAGGUACAUCCGAGGAGCGCCCUCUGGAGAGAAGUUUUAUGCCUGCAGUGCUUGCCGUGAUCGCAAAGAGUGCAGCUUCUACCUGAAGUAUGGAGAGAAGAUGUCUGAGGCUCGUCAGGAGGCCUGGGCAGACAUCUCCAGAGCCUCUCAGCCGCGGUUCAAUCACAAACAAUUCUGCAAAAGGUUGUCAGAAUUUGAAGCCCUUCCCACAUGUAAGAGGAGGUUUUGUGAAGACUGCAGUCUGCUGUUGUUACCUGAUGAGUGGGGGGAACACCAGCAACAUCGUGUGCUGCAGACUGUCACCUCCCACCAGCUGACCAGACCUACCCACCUCCUUCAUCCCAGGGAAAACAAGAAAACAAAUGCUCAAUAUCUGUUCUCAGAGAGGACAGUACAGUUUUUCCUGAGCCAGGUCCAACAGCUGGGCUAUAACAGAGUGCUGUGUGUAGGAGUUCCUAGGUUACAUGAGACCAUUCAGUCCCAGAGAGCAGCAGGGAGUUCCCAGCUGGACAGCUUGUUACUGGACAUAGAUCACAGACAUGCCCAGUUCUAUGAUCAGGAACACUUCUGCCACUAUAACAUGUUCAACUACCACUUCUUCGAUGGAGACUCAGCCAGAGAUGCUUGCGUGCAAUUUUUACACCGUAACCAUGGUGAUGGGGUCGUCAUGGUAACAGACCCACCUUUUGGAGGGUUGGUGGAGGUGUUGUGCCACUGUAUGAAGAAGUUAUAUGGACUGUGGAGAGAAGGAUUAACUGACACCUGUAGUGAGACAGAGAUCCCCACCCUGUGGAUUUUCCCUUACUUCAUGGAACACAGAAUAGUGGACAGUCUUCCGUCCUACAGGAUGUUGGACUACAAGGUAGAGUAUGAAAACCACCCCCUGUACCAGGAAGGACCCAAGUCUAAGAAGAGGGGUUCACCUGUCCGCAUCUUUACCAACAUCCCCACUGAUCGAGUGGUUCUACCCCAGGACAAAGGCUACAGGUUCUGUGCCCUCUGCAGGAGAUAUGUGGCCGCUGAGAAUAGACACUGUCAAAAGUGCAACUGCUGUACAUCCAAGGAUGGUCGAACAUACGUGCACUGUGACCUGUGCAAGAAGUGUGUGAAACCAGCGUGGUCCCACUGUGAGCCAUGUGGGCGCUGUGAGCCCAGAGACCACGUCUGCAGCCAGAGGACACACCUGGCAGGCUGCUACAUCUGUGGGGACCACGGGCACAAGAGGAGGGAAUGUCCACAGAGAUUCUCCCAGGAGAGGUACACCAGGACAGAGAGGAUGUCGGGCAAGAGGAAAAGGAAAAUGGAAGGUAACAAUGAUGCAGCUGUUCCAGAUCAAAAAAGGACUUUACAACAGGAACGUAGUUCAAAAAAACAAAAAGUCAAGAGAAAAUGGAAGCAGAGCAAAAGAAGACAAAAACUUUGACAAACGUUAUGGAAAUAACUCUAUGAAGGUCAGAUUUAUUUUGUCUUCAUUGAUGUCACAAGCAAGGAGUCAAGCCUUGGCAUCAGGUUUUAUAAUUUAUUGAUUUAUGUGGCAUAAUAGUGAUAAAUACAAUAAAAAUCUCCAUUGCAAGUUAAUGCUAGAUUUUCAACGUUAAGACCUACAACCAUUUGUACAACAUCUCUGCAUGAGGACUUUGUUUCUGUAUGGCAGACUAACUAGUCUGGCAUUGUAGCAGCCUAACGUCAUGCUAAUUUGUCUUUACAAUGCAGCACUUUACAUGUAAAUGUUACCAUUAAGAUCUGGGAAAGCUUUCCUACAUAGUUACGUGUAUGUUACGUGUACUGUUGCCAUGCGCAUAUCGAGGAAAGGUACCGUCUUGUUGUGUCGCACAGCUAAGCAGGACUAAACAAUCAUGUAAAGCUUGGAUUCUACGCAAUGAUACACUUUUCUGUGUUCCCUCAUACACACACAAAGAUUGGUUAACAAAUGUACAAGAAAUUCAAUGGCAUCCAACCUUAGUAAAGACAUCCUAUUAUACACA
Molecule: messenger RNA, 2249 nt
Organism: Branchiostoma floridae (Florida lancelet)
Lineage: Eukaryota; Metazoa; Chordata; Leptocardii; Amphioxiformes; Branchiostomatidae
Product: rRNA N6-adenosine-methyltransferase ZCCHC4-like
Exons: 13
Coding region: 149-1687 (512 amino acids)
Biological process (GO): rRNA methylation
Cellular component (GO): cytoplasm; nucleolus
Molecular function (GO): rRNA (adenine-N6-)-methyltransferase activity; nucleic acid binding; zinc ion binding
Source: RefSeq, a predicted model, not a curated record